AUGAAGAGUGCACCAGAUGUGAAAGGAGCCACUCAAACUGUCUUCAAUGAUGCAAAACGUGGUGCUGAAAUGACUGGCACCCUUCAAUUUAUGGCGGCAGAACUCUUGGGGGCUAUUGUACAUAAAAACCGCAAGGUCAAGCACGAAGCCCACCACGACUUGGAAUCCUUUGUAUGGGUCCUGAUGUACGUGAUCAGCCGGACCAGCAAUGAACGAAAGGGUCUUCUGACAGAACAGCAUACAUGGAUCAAAGAGCACUUCGUGGAGUCCUUUGGGCAUCAAAGUGUUAAAUUCAUCCAUAUCUCGCGACGCAGCUGCGAACCCCUCGCUGAGGACGUCUACGGAGAUCUGCUGCCACAACCGAUGGUCGCUUUAUUAGUUAGGCUUAAAAAAGCCGUACAUGCCCACUUCGCUCCGCCACCAUCGCAGUGGGUUGAAGAAUAA
This is a messenger RNA of Pleurotus ostreatus (oyster mushroom), 444 nucleotides long. RefSeq lists its product as uncharacterized. The record is from RefSeq and is a predicted model, not a curated record. Lineage: Eukaryota; Fungi; Basidiomycota; Agaricomycetes; Agaricales; Pleurotaceae. The coding region runs from base 1 to 444 and encodes 147 amino acids. The transcript is spliced from 2 exons.